Messenger RNA from Neodiprion fabricii, 3076 nucleotides. Its product is annotated as NF-kappa-B inhibitor cactus-like. Lineage: Eukaryota; Metazoa; Arthropoda; Insecta; Hymenoptera; Diprionidae. Bases 166 to 1419 code for a protein of 417 amino acids. Gene Ontology annotation, molecular function: protein binding. The record is from RefSeq and is a predicted model, not a curated record. The transcript is spliced from 4 exons.
CGCCCGGUCCUGUAACAUAUCGUGAAUAAUUAAAUCAAUUUUACGGAAAAAAGUGACUCGAUCCGAUUUAAUUUUUCAAACUACACCGUUUACCGAUACACGUGUCUUUUCAAAACAACUUCCGCGUAUAACCACGUGCAAUAUGGUUGUUGAUAGUUGUGUGAAAUGCCAGAUUCAAUUCUGAAAUCUACAGGAGGACUCAAAAUUCACAGUGUUUCAGUUGAUGGAGAGAAGUACGGCGAACGAUUCGACUCGGGUCACGUCGAUUCUGGCUUUUUGUCUGGGACUAAUUUAACCGUCAGUGGAGGCGAUCUGGAGAUCGACAGCGCUUCGUCGAUACAGCUCCCUGUCACCCAAGAACCAAUGGUGGUGGGCGACAGCGGCGUCGACCUCGGUCUCAGCGACGACCUCAGCCUGCUGUCGUUGAAAACCCAAAACUGCAACCGCUUCGGAGGCAAGGUCCAGGCCGAACCUAUAGAACUCACACCUGUAACAACGCAGCUUUCUCAACAGCAGCAACAUCAGCAGCCUACUUGCGUCAAAUCAGGUCCAUCCAUCGCCAACAUUCCCUACAGGCAAGUGCAGCACAAGCAGCAUGAUUGGACGGCUUUCUACAUGGAGCAGGACGACGACGGCGACACACACCUGCACAACGCUAUAUGCCAGAGUUUUCUGGAGGUGGCGUUACCGCUGAUUAAAAUGGCGCCGCAUCCCUGUCUCCUGGAUAUUCUCAAUGAUCAGCAUCUGUCGCCGCUGCAUGUAGCGGUGUUGACUCGCCAGGCUAGAAUUGUUAGGAGUUUGGUUCUCGCGGGGGCUAAUCCAGCCCUCAGAGAUAUGAAUGGCAACACGCCUCUUCAUCUUGCCUGCACUUCGGGAGACUUGACCUGUGCGAGAGCAUUGACCGACCCUCUAUCGUCGUCCGAGAAGAGAAGCGCACCACCUGGAGGACCUGCACCUGCGAUACCUCAGGACCUUGAGCAAAGAAACUAUCAAGGACAAACUUGUCUCCACGCGGCGGUGAUCGGAGGCCACGUUGAACUGGUUAGACUUCUCCUGCGGAACGGGGCCGAUUUGGAGGCUGGUGAAUGGCUCGCUGGAAGGACGGCGCUUCAUUUGGCGAUCGAGCGACAUCGGACAUCGGUGACGAAGUUUCUACUCCAGGAGUGCGCCCCGUGUCUCGACGCCCUUACUUACGCCGGUAUAACCGCCUACCAAAUAGCGGCUUGCGGCGACCUCGAGCUUGCGAGGGAGCUUGUAAGGCUUGGAGCGAAACCGCAACCGCCUCCAGAGUCGGACUCCGAGGAUGACAGCGACUCGGACAUGAACGAUGACUCCGAGGACGAGGGAGAUUCGAAGAGCCCCGUCUACAACGUCAACAACGUAAACCACACGUGGCAAGGCGCCGGGCUUAGAACCUAGGGAAGAAGAAGACCGGGAAUCCGGACGCGACGUCUCGCUUCCCUAUCGUUCCUCAUCGCAAUCGCUCCGGACAUUCUUUGGAGAUGGAACUGAACGCCCUCGAGGGCUGCGGCGAGUCCUUACCGCGGACAAUCUGUCCGAGGAUGCAGGGAACGAUUCCCUGAUAACAGAUGGAUCUAUGGGAAACAUUGGAACGACACGUUUUUUACCGUCGACGAUAUAUAUAUACUAUAUGUAUAUAUAGUAUAUAUAUAUAUGUGUGUGUAUGUAUUUUAAAAAAAUUCGAACGACAUGUUUUUUACCGUCGACGAUAUAUAUAUAUAUAUAUAUUAUAUGUAUAUAUAUAUAUAUAUAUAUAUAUGCGUGUGUGUGUGUAUGUAUUCUACAAAAAUUUGAACGAAACGACAAUGUUAAUGAAAUGACGAGAUGAAACGAAACAUAUCUGUUAAAUGGAAUAAAUCGAAGAGGUUCGCGCGUACCGGAUAAUCCCCAAUGUAUGAAGUUGAAGUUAGUAACGUUAGCCUAUCCAAACUUUGUAAGAAAAAUGACUAUUUUGCACUUUUGGAAUAACUCAAGAAGUUGAAUUUACAAAAUCUGUGUUUGUUGAUGAUUUAUUAACGGUUUGCCGAACUUUAGGUAAUUUUAAAAUUGCAAAAUAACGAGUUUCUUCCGACCCCAAAGCAUCUGUCGACUCGAUUAUCGUUGAAUUUUAUUUAAUGCCUAUUAUUGAAAUGUGUAUAGUUGAAUAAUUGUAAGCGAUCCUACGGACGAUUUCGUUUUCUCUUAUACCGGUUUAUCGUCUUUUUUGUGUCACUUUUCCUACGUCUUUUCGCUUUCUUAAAUUCGCUUUUUCGUCAAUUUCUACGAGUACGGAUCGAAUGUUGUAUAUUAGUUGGGAGAUUAUUCCGUACACCGGCAAUAAUUGCUCUGAUAAAAGGAGAUAUUCGAGUCAAGUUUGCGAUAAACCUUCACGCUUGUGACCUCUUCAACAAUUCUGGAUCGAACAAUCGGUGUAUAAAUAUCUAUAUAUACAUAAAUAGAUACGUAAAAUGGCGUUAUAGAUAUAAUAUGAUAGAUGAAUUCAAUAUCGUUUCGAAAUACGAUUUUAAAGAAACAGAAAGAAAUAUAUUAUAUUGUGAAACGAAACAAAUUAAUAACACACGGUUCAAUAUACCUAAAUGUAUAGUAUAAAGCGAAUAUUGAGAGAGAGACUAUAGCGUGACUACAAAAAUUAAUUAUCAUUUAUUUAUAUUGCUAUUAUUAUAUUACGAAUAUUAUUAUAUGUAAAAUAUCUUAUAUAUAUAGGCGAGGUAUGAGCCCCAUUAUAGGCUAAGCCCUGCAUCAAAAUAUACUAUAGAUUAACUUAUUAUAGUUAAUUGUUGUAUAAACAAUCCUCGUGACGGAAAGAUAAUUUCCCUGUACCUAUCUAGACGUACCUCUCUCUGAAUCUUUUCAUCCCUUUAUAUCUGUAUGCAAAAUUUUUCACGUGUUAAAAACUCUCCUCGGUAUUGUACAUAGCCACGUUUUACCCUAUUAGUAAAUUAGCUAACAAAUUAUUAAUUAUAACUUAUGUUAUACUUUUAUUAUUAUUAUUGCUUUAGUGGAAACGAUUAUAUUUUAGUAAUAAACGAACGUUCUUAAGAAAAGACAAAAAAUA